Momordica charantia (bitter melon) is the source of this 2021-nucleotide messenger RNA. RefSeq names its product NAD(P)-binding Rossmann-fold superfamily protein (gene NYC1). Gene Ontology annotation, molecular function: chlorophyll(ide) b reductase activity. Gene Ontology annotation, biological process: PSII associated light-harvesting complex II catabolic process; chlorophyll catabolic process. Lineage: Eukaryota; Viridiplantae; Streptophyta; Magnoliopsida; Cucurbitales; Cucurbitaceae. The record is from RefSeq and is a predicted model, not a curated record.
UUCCCAAGACUUCUUUGAUAUUUUUGUUCUGCAGAGGCCUCUUCUUUUUGAUAUUUUAUUCCCUCUAUAUAUAUUCUCCAAGAAAAUCGUAACUAGAUUACCCUUUCCCCAGAAAAAUUGGAGCCAUUUUCUUUUUACAUGAAUUCGCACUUUUUCUAGAACUCUUAUCUUCCAUCAAUGACCACACUCACGAAGCUUCAAGCGUACCCACAAAAUUUCGACUGCCCAAGUACGAGGGAUGGCCACCUGAUCGGAGCUCUUGGACGGGGAUCCCACCGGUUCGGUGUCGGAGCGUCGACGAGCCGUGGUGGGUUGUUCUUGAGAAAGUGUAGAUCGUUCAGAGGCGAGGAUGGUGGGGAGUUUGAGAAGGAAGAUUGUAAAGGGAGAAAACACAGAAAUUCGAGGUCGAAAGAGGUGAAAGUUAAGAAGGAAAGUCAGUUUUGGAAAUCUUUGAAGGCUGAUGUUUUGGGUAGGUUUAAUUUGUGCUUCGCGUCGGAUCUUGAGAAUGGGAAGCUUAUGGCAAAAAUGGAGGCCUUGUUUUCUUCGGCUGCAGUCCAAAUCGGGAGGUAUAUCGUUACGAUGAUGAGCACUGGUGUCAUACUUGCUGUUGGGUUUCAGUUAUCAGGUGGAGAUAGUCAGAUGAACACAUUGAUUUGGUAUAGCUGGCUUGGAGGAGUUAUUAUUGGGACUAUGAUUGGUGCUAACAUGGUAUUAGAGGAACACUGCAGAGCUGGUCCACGAAAUGUCGUUAUAACUGGAAGCACAAGAGGAUUGGGAAAAGCACUAGCCAGAGAGUUCCUCCUCUCGGGAGACCGCGUGGUUGUGGCUUCUCGCAGCCCCAGGUCUGUUCAAGAAACUCUCAGAGAGCUCGAGGAAAACUUAAAAGGUCUAAUGGCCGGAAGUGGUUCUUGCAAUACAAGCCUGGCACGUGCUAAAGUUGUUGGCACAACGUGCAAUGUUUGCGACCCUGAAGAUGUUCAUAAUUUAGCAAAUUUUGCUUUAAAUGAACUUGGUUCUAUUGACAUUUGGAUAAACAACGCAGGGACCAAUAAAGGCUUUAGACCCUUACUGCAGUUCACGGAUGAAGAUAUUACUCAGAUUCUCUCAACAAACCUCGUUGGUUCACUUCUUUGUACUCGAGAAGCCAUGCGUGUAAUGAGAAAUCAGGCUAAAGGAGGGCACAUAUUCAACAUGGACGGUGCUGGCUCUGGAGGUUCGAGUACUCCUUUGACGGCUGUGUAUGGAUCGACAAAAUGUGGUCUUAGACAGCUUCAGUCAUCUCUUCUGAAAGAGUGCAGGCGAUCCAAUGUAGGAGUACACACCGCAUCUCCCGGCAUGGUUUUGACAGAUCUCCUUCUUAGUGGUUCAACGGUGAGAAACAAACAGAUGUUCAAUAUCAUUUGUGAGCUUCCUGAAACAGUUGCUAGAACAUUAGUUCCUCGGAUGCGAGUUGUUAAAGGAACGGGAAAAGCCAUCAACUACUUAACUCCUCCAAGAAUCUUGUUGGCUCUGGUCACUGCUUGGCUGCGACGAGGUCGGUGGUUUGACGAGCAGGGGAGGGCUCUGUAUGCAGCGGAGGCAGACAGAAUCCGUAACUGGGCCGAAAACCGCACUCGUUUCUCCUUCACCGAUGCAAUGGAGAUGUACACAGAGAACACUUGGGUGUCUGUCUUCUCACUCUCUGUCGUAUGCGCCUUCAUAAUCCUCUCUACAACAAACAGCACUCUUCCCGGAACUUGAUUGAUUAUAUUAGAAGCCAGAUAGCAUUCAAAAUUCAUGGUCGUUAGGUCCUGAUAGGGGAGAAAAUAAAGGAGAAAGGGACAUUGUUAGUUCACCCUGCAUCCUUGUACACAAAGAAAAAACCAACCCCCCACUUCCACUAGAAAAUGAAUUUGACUGCCUAACCGCGAAGCCCUGAAAAGGGGGUCUAUUUAUUUAUUUAGUUGGAUGAACUGAGCUGUGUUGAAAUGUGCUGUAUCAAAAGUUUACAAGAAUUGAGUAAAGUUUGUGCCUUUUUUACA